UUUAAGUCUCUGCUUCCUGACCUGCUCUCACUCUUGAUGUACAUGAGGUCAAACACAGACGCAUAGUCUCAGUUUCACUUUAGUUCAUUCUAUAGCAUUAAGCUGGCAUAUAGACUGAAAGUCUGAGCCUGAGGGCACACAGGAAGCAAUGGCAUCAGAAGACAAUGAAGCAACUCCAUUAUUACUGAAUAAUCAGAAUACACAGGGACAAAUAAGAAAUGGCCGGCUCUAUCUUGCAGCCUUUUCAGCUGUUUUGGGCAGUUUUAUUUUUGGAUAUGCCAUGGUGUUUCCCUCCGCGGUAAUUCCACAGCUCCAGGAGGAUGAUGAUCCACGUCUGCGCAUGAAUGUUCAGCAGAUUUCCUGGUUUGGGUCUGUUUUUGCGAUUGGAGUUAUAGUAGGAGGGUUGAGUACCAUGUGGCUUAAUGACAAAAUUGGGAGGAAACACAGCAUCAUGAUAUCUGUAAUUCCCUUCUUGGUGGGGUUUCUCGUGAUGGCAGCAGCGCUGGAAUGGUGGUGGCUUCUCCUGGGCAGAUUGUUCACAGGCAUCGCUUCUGGCAUUACAGCCAGCUCCAUUCCUGUCUAUGUGUCAGAGAUUUCACAUCCAGGUGUCAGAGGAUUCCUGGGAUCCAGUCCUCAGAUCACGAUUGUCAUUGGAAGUCUGGCACUCUAUGCUCUCGGCUUGAUUCUGCCGUGGCGGUGGCUGGCUGUAGCUGGGGAAGUUCCUGUUCUGAUUAUGCUAUUCCUCUUGUGCUUCAUGCCUAACUCUCCACGUUACCUCAUCACCAACAACAAACGGGACGAGGCCUCCAGAGCCCUCCAAUGGCUCAGGGGCCCUGAUUCAAACUACAUCACUGAACUAAACCAAAUUCAGCACAGUGUCGAUUCCCAGGUUGGAAUGCAGUGGUCAGAUCUUAAGAAUCCAUUCUACUACAAGCCGAUCUUGAUCUCUGUGUUUAUGAGAUUCCUGCAACAGAUGACAGGUAUUACACCCAUCUUGGUUUAUCUGGAGCCUAUCUUUGAGAAAACAGUUGAUUUACUGGAUCCCAAGUAUGAUGCAGCCAUAGUGGGAUUUGUUAGACUGUUCACUGUCACGAUCGCAGCCUGUUUAAUGGACAAAGCUGGCAGGAAAUCUCUGCUCUACGCAUCAGCAUUUAUAAUGUACCUGGCCAUGCUGACAGUGACCAUGUACACCCACAAAACAUCAUGUGAUUCUGGGAAUGUAACUGUUGGAGUCCUGUCAGCAAAAGAGCCAUUUGGAGUCAUGAUUGGUAGUGGGUUAAGCUCUGGCACACUUAUCCCCCUCUUCAGCAUCAUCUUUAUAGUAGUUGGUUAUACAAUAGGCUGGGGUCCGAUCGCAUGGCUGCUGAUGUCGGAGAUCUUGCCGAUGAAAGUGCGCGGCGUUGCUUCAGGCGUGUGUGUGGUGGUCGGCUACAUCACUGCUUUUGUGCUGACACAAUUCUUCAUGCUAGCAGUGGAUGCAUAUGGACUCUUUGCACCAUUUCUGUUCUUCAGUGUAAUCUGCUUGGUGAAUAUCAUAUUCACAGCCAAGUGUGUGCCUGAAACAAAAGGGAGAACACUGGAGGAAAUUGAGAACUAUUUCAGAACUGGACGCACCUUCACCAUUGCUGAGAGUUAGUAGUUAAAGAUUUAAUGGCUAAAUUGUAAAAGGAGAAACAAUGAUGUUUGGUUCAGUUCUGUGUAAUUUUCCUAUAAUAAAUAAACAGUAAAUCUUUCUUUC
Pangasianodon hypophthalmus (striped catfish) is the source of this 1738-nucleotide messenger RNA. Its product is annotated as solute carrier family 2, facilitated glucose transporter member 6. The coding region runs from base 149 to 1636 and encodes 495 amino acids. Gene Ontology annotation, cellular component: membrane. Gene Ontology annotation, molecular function: transmembrane transporter activity. Gene Ontology annotation, biological process: transmembrane transport. The transcript is spliced from 10 exons. Lineage: Eukaryota; Metazoa; Chordata; Actinopteri; Siluriformes; Pangasiidae. The record is from RefSeq and is a predicted model, not a curated record.